Molecule: messenger RNA, 1203 nt
Organism: Lotus japonicus
Lineage: Eukaryota; Viridiplantae; Streptophyta; Magnoliopsida; Fabales; Fabaceae
Exons: 6
Coding region: 150-953 (267 amino acids)
Source: RefSeq, a predicted model, not a curated record
AAACGACAAAACCAUCUCCUCUUUUCUUCGAAUAUUCUCUCCUCACAACACGAAAACGACGACGACCUGUUUCUUCGUGAAAAUUGAAUUCCAAUUAGGGAUUUGCAUUCAACGACUCACCCAAUUUUGAAGAUCCCAAUUCUACAACCAUGACUGGCCACCACGCCCUAGAGAUGACCAAGACGGUGCUUGAGGUCGCCGACGUCGCGUGGUCCGCCGUCGAAUGCGGCCAUCACCUCCGCCACCACAAUUCUCCCGCCACCGCCGACCAAAACUGCCCCUCCGACCAAGACUCAGAGCUGCUCCGAUCCGAGAAUCGACGCCUCAGAAAUUUGCUUGACCAGAAUCUGAAGCUGCUCCACAACCUAUCUGAAUCACCUUCCUUCCUCAACAAUUGCCCUCCCGAUUUGCACACUCGGUUAGUUGCGACAGUGAAGUCUGAUGAGUACCUGACUCGGCUCAAGUUCCUACAACAGGAAACUGCGGGCGGAGGAAAUCAAUUUCCUUUUAAGGAGGCCACAGAGGUUGAUUAUCGUUCCGCUGACAUUUUGAUCAAUGUUGACUCAAAAGAACCUAGUUGGUGGGUUUGGGUUACAGAUGAGAUGGAUCCUAGUAAUGUAGAGGAAACGAGUGGAAUUGAUGAUGAGAAUUACUUAGUCAUCGGUGAGGAACAUGUGAUUGAAGGAGUUGCCAACUUUAUGGCCAGAUGCAUUGUGUCAAACCCAAAAGCUUUGAAGUUGUCACCAGAGGAACUACAGAAAACUCUAUCAAAAGCAUUGUGUGGUACAAGCAAACUGGAAAAGAUUUUAGAUAUUUGGAGUGCUGGAAAGAUGUUUUAUGCUCUGUCUACCUGGGGACUUGCUUUGGCUGGGCUGUACCAAAGCCGUGCGUUGUUAAAAGUUGCCGCACAUGGUGUUCAUUCAGGCAGUAAACUCGCUCUCAAGUGUCUCUGAAGAUGUCUGUUCCAUGACCAUGGGAAGUGUACAAUGAAUAGUUAUGGAGCUUAUAGUGCCUUGUUUGAGUCUAAACCAAUUUGUUUAUUCCUACAAGGUCUGAUCUAGCUCAUGUAAAUAAUUUGUAAAUGAAAUUGUUUGCUUUUUCUUGUUGUGAAUCCUUCAUUGGCUUCUAACAGUGCUGCUGAUUGUGGUACAUUGUAUUGGAUAUUUAAUAUUUAAUUAUGGAGUGAUUUAAUGCUUGUUUUUC